CGGAGGCCGCGGCGAAGCCGGGGGCUCGCGUAGAUGUGCAGCCCGGGGAGGGCGCCCCCUGGGCCGGCCCCGGCUGGGGACCUGCCGCCCGAGUGGGAGACGGACGACGAGCGUAUGGCUUUUCUGUUCUCGGCUUUUAAGCAGAGCCGCGAAGUGAACAGCACCGAGUGGGACAGCAAGAUGGCCUUCUGGGUCGGGCUGGUGCUGGGCCGGGGCCGCCGCCGCGGUGCGGUUCGUACCUGUCUGCGAGAGCUGCAGAACGGCUUCGAGCGGCGGGGCAGCGUGCCGCUGGGCCUCGGCACCGUACUGCGGGAGCUGCUCAGACGUGGCAAGAUGCAGAGGGAGUCAGACUUCAUGGCCAGUGUGGACAGCAGUUGGAUCUCUUGGGGUGUGGGAGUCUUCAUCCUGAAGCCUCUGAAGUGGACGCUCUCAAGUGUGCUGGGUGACAGCAAAGUACCUGAGGAGGAGGAAGUUCUGAUUUAUGUGGAGCUACUUCAGGAGAAAGCAGAGGAAGUUUAUCGCCUGUACCAGAACUCUGUGCUUUCAUCUCACCCCGUCGUUGCCCUCUCUGAGCUGCGUUCCCUCUGCGCUGGUGUUUGUCCAGAUGAAAGAACGUUCUACUUGCUGCUGCUCCAGCUGCAAAAGGAAAAGAAAGUCACAAUCCUGGAACAGAAUGGAGAGAAGAUAGUGAAGUUUGCCAGAGGACUUCAUGCCAAAGUCUCUCCAAUGAAUGACGUGGACAUUGGAGUCUAUCAGCUGAUGCAGAGCGAGCAGCUGCUGUCACAGAAGGUGGAGUCCCUUUCCCAGGAAGCAGAGAAAUGUAAAGAAGAUGCCCGGAAUGCUUGUAGAGCUGGGAAAAAGCAACUGGCUCUGAGAUGUCUGAAGUCCAAACGAAGGACAGAAAGGCGCAUUGAGGAGCUUCAUUCCAAGCUGGAUGCAGUGCAGGGGAUCUUGGAUCGGAUCUACGCUUCCCAGACCGACCAGAUGGUGUUUAAUGCCUAUCAGGCUGGUGUGGGUGCUUUGAAACUCUCUAUGAAGGAUGUUACUGUAGAGAAGGCAGAGAACCUGGUAGAUCAGAUACAGGAGCUUUGUGAUACUCAAGAUGAAGUAGCCCAGACUCUGGCUGGAGCAGGGGUCAAUGGUUUGGAGAUGGACUCGGAAGAUCUGGAGAAGGAGCUGGACAGCCUCCUCCAGGACUCUGCUAAGGAGCCCGUCCACCUUCACCCUGUGCCCCCAAAGGAGCCGGAUUCUGGAUUUGUAGGAGCCAUUUUGGAUGCUGAGCUUGAAGCUGAGUUGGAAAAGCUCUCUGUUUGUGAUGAAGAUUUGGCACACGAUGCUCCAUCGGCUUCCUCUGAACCCCAAACAGCUCUGGGACUGGAUCUCUAAAGACCCGACCGCAUCCUGUUGCUGCAGUUUGACAAGUUGUCUUCAGGCUCUUUAAUUAUUGACUAAAACUUUGGGACGGGGGGGUCCUGGUCCCCUCUUCUUCAUGAAAUCACUUUGCUAAGCAACAGGAUCUCCUGCCAUGACAAUCCACUCUGGAACUGGCCCCAGCUGGUGUUUGUCAUCUCUGUGCCAACAUCUGCACUGGUCUGAAUUUGACUUGCUGUCAUCUCCAGUCACCUGUGACAUCCAGGAACGCAGUUCACUCCUCUGCCCAGCGGAGAUAAACUCUCUCUGUCCAUAA
This is a messenger RNA of Lagopus leucura (white-tailed ptarmigan), 1687 nucleotides long. It is a transcript of the gene CHMP7, whose product is annotated as charged multivesicular body protein 7. Gene Ontology annotation, cellular component: cytoplasmic side of plasma membrane; multivesicular body; ESCRT III complex. The record is from RefSeq and is a predicted model, not a curated record. The transcript is spliced from 10 exons. NCBI's taxonomy places the organism in Eukaryota, Metazoa, Chordata, Aves, Galliformes, Phasianidae. Gene Ontology annotation, biological process: vesicle budding from membrane; late endosome to vacuole transport via multivesicular body sorting pathway. The coding region runs from base 34 to 1386 and encodes 450 amino acids.